AUGGACAGUGAGAAGAGACGAGGAAACACAGCCAUGCAGCCACCAUAUGUGCAGGAGCGUUUGAAGUCGUUAAAUGAAGUGGAAAGUCAACUGUGCUCUAUGUUGCAAGAGGCGUCGCAGGUGACUUUCAUAUUUGGUGAAUUGAAACGUGGUAAUGAAUCUGUAAAACCGCAAUUUGAGAAUCAUGUAAAACAGUUUUACGAAUUACUAGACAAAUCAACUACGCAGUUGCGCAAGGAAAUAAAGCUCUUGGACGAAAACGUUGGAACAAGACUACUACCCAUUAACGUUAACAAGAAGGCCCUAGGUCAAGAUACUGAAAAAAUGGAGGAGCAGCUAGAUUUACUAUCUGUAAUACUGGACCCUUCUCAGUCCAAAUAA
Messenger RNA from Saccharomyces eubayanus, 381 nucleotides. It is a transcript of the gene MED11, whose product is annotated as Med11p. The transcript has a single exon. The coding region runs from base 1 to 381 and encodes 126 amino acids. Gene Ontology annotation, biological process: regulation of transcription by RNA polymerase II. Gene Ontology annotation, molecular function: transcription coregulator activity. Gene Ontology annotation, cellular component: mediator complex. The record is from RefSeq and is a predicted model, not a curated record. NCBI's taxonomy places the organism in Eukaryota, Fungi, Ascomycota, Saccharomycetes, Saccharomycetales, Saccharomycetaceae.